CAAUAUUUCUAAUAUUAAUCCAAAAAAUGGUUAAUUUCAACACUUCACUCGUAACUUUUUUCUUCUUCCUCCUCUUGUUAUCUCGAGCUAAGUCUUUUAACAUUACUUCUCUACUUAACCAUUACUCAUCUUUUAGCAGUUUCAACAAUUACCUAACUCAAAGCGGAGUGGCUGCGGAGAUUAAUUCACGGCGGACCCUCACUGUCCUAGUCGUUGAAAACAACAAAUUAUCGCCCCUCAAGGGGAUGUCACAAGACGCGAUAGCUAACGUCAUGCGCGUGCACGUCUUACUGGACUACUAUGACGUUCCGAAGAUGCAAAUGUUGCCUAACAAGACUAUGAAGACACCUACUUUAUUUCAAACGACUGGUUAUGCGAACAACGAUCAAGGGUUUUUGAACAUGACUGAUUUGGGUGUUGGAAGUAUUUCGUUAGGCUCGGCUGCAGAAGGAGAAAGACUCGAAUCGAAAUUAAUUAAAUCUAUUGCAUCACAACCUUAUAAUAUUUCGAUAUUGCAAGUUAGCAAUGUCAUUAUUCCAUCAGGAAUCGAUUCAUCAACACCAACAUCUCCUCCACCUACCCCUGCCCCAAUUAGUAGUGCACCAACAUACUCCCCUGCUUCUUCGCCCCAUGGAUCAUCUGCCGCCCCUGGUACUGGUACUGACGCAGGGCCUGCACCAGAAUCAGAGGCUGCCCCUGCCCCUGGUAAUGAUGCAGGGCCUGCACCAGAAUCAGAGGCUGCAGAGACCCCUACAGAGGCUUCCCCUGCACCGGCUCCACAUCAUUUACCACCCAAAUCCGAUGCACCAACUGCAGAGACUCCUGCGAGUGGAUCAGCUGAUGCACCAUCUGCUGGUGCACCAUCAUCUGAUACACCAUCGGCUGGUGCACCAUCAGCUGGUGCACCAGAGGCCGAUGCACCAUCGGCCGGUGCACCAGAGGCCGAUGCACCAGCACCAACUUCAACAGGGGAUAAUGCUAGUGCUAGUUCUAUUUUAGGUGUUAGCUUAGUUUUCAUUGCAAUGACGAAUCUCUUUCUCGUUUUAGUGAUUUAGAUGACGAAUAUUGAUUUAGAAAUCAAUAACUUACUUUAAAAUUUGAGAAAACUCGUUCGAGAGAGGUUGUAUCGGAACCAAUUUUUUUUACCUUAUGAGUUAUUAAUAAAUCUUUUCCGAUACGAAUUCUGUUUUUC
Solanum pennellii is the source of this 1192-nucleotide messenger RNA. RefSeq names its product fasciclin-like arabinogalactan protein 14. Lineage: Eukaryota; Viridiplantae; Streptophyta; Magnoliopsida; Solanales; Solanaceae. The coding region runs from base 27 to 1055 and encodes 342 amino acids. The transcript has a single exon. The record is from RefSeq and is a predicted model, not a curated record. Gene Ontology annotation, cellular component: plasma membrane.